CCCUACAAUGAUUUGUAGCAAUUGCUUAGUAUUUUUUUUUAAAAUUAUAUUUAAUUCGAAAAAAAAUACUAUCUCAGACCUGAAGAGAGCCAUGGAAGACGGAACUUUCUAUGUCCGAUAAUUUAGAAGGGAAAGAAAUUUGAAGUUAUGGAAAAGAGGGAGUGAAAGGUUUGGUAGUGCUCUAACAACAACACCACUCUCCUCUCCUCAGUCCUCACUAUAUGCUGCAGUUUGUGUACGCCAGUUGAAGACAAUUCCUUUUAACGCCCACAGCCUGUUUGAUAAAAUACCACUGACACUGAGGACUUAGAAGUCUCUGCUUUCAGAAUACAUGGUGACGUGGCAAUGCUGACAUUACUGCCCAGUCAUCUGAUUUAACGGCCAACCAGGUUGAAAUCGGUCAACAUCCACUGCCCUGCCCUAUUCACUCCAACGACUCCUCCCUCAUAUUCGUCGCCGGAGCUGAGACUUUGUUCGGAUUUGGCUCUAUACAACGUUAAAAUUCUCCUUUCUUCUAUAUUUGGCAAGAUCAUCCCCAACCGUCAUCUUCAUCUUCACUGCCGGGCAUUUUGAUUUUUCUCUGAAAAGAAAGACCCGAAUCUCAUCUCACCAUGAGACAAAGAAAGCAUCCACCUACUAUUCCACUAGAGAGUAACACAGCUCAAAAACCCAAUCCUAAAAGGGAUUCAAAAAUCCAAGCUUUACUCACUUCUUCAAGAGAAGUGUUUAUUAUAUGUUUGGUUGCACGGAUUAUAAAUUCUCUCCUGGUACAGACUUAUUUCAAUCCGGAUGAACAUUGGCAAGCCCUUGAAGUUGCUCAUCAUAUCACAUUUGGAUAUGGGCAUUUGACAUGGGAAUGGAAAAAAGGCAUAAGGAGUUACUUGCAUCCAUCAAUUUUUGCUCUUCUUUAUAAAAUUCUUACGUUUUUAAAGCUUGAUAGCCCUUGGUUCAUGAUAAGGGCACCUCGACUUCUGCAGUCUCUUUUCUCUGCUGUAGGUGAUCUUUACAUGUAUAAGCUCUCUCGAGUGUUAUUUGAUGACCAUGUUGCAAAAUUGGCGCUCUUUGCACAAUUGACCAAUUGGUUCAUGUUUUUCUCGCUCACUCGCACUUUGUCUAAUAGUUUGGAGACAGUUCUUACACUCGUGAGCCUCUACUACUGGCCUUGCAUUAGAAAAUCUUCCAAAACAACUUCCUUGGGUUCAAGAAAGUGGGCUUUGGUUGUAGCUGCAUUGGCGUGUGCCAUACGGCCAACAAGUGCCAUUACAUGGCUGUAUGUUGGUCUUCUGGAGUUGUACCUUACUGAUGAAAAAAUUGUUUUCAUUCUUCUUGAGGUGAUUCCUAUUGGGACAUUGGUACUUGGAGUCACACUUGUGUUGGAUCGGUGGAUGUAUGGCACUUGGGUCUUUGUGCCUCUUAAUUUUCUGAAGUUCAACUUUCUCUCUUCUGGUGGUGACUAUUAUGGAACUCACGUAUGGCACUGGUACCUAAGUCAGGGAUUUACAGUGAUGCUCUUCACAUUUAUACCAUUUUCUUUAGCAGGCAUUGCCAUGUCUAAGCAAUGGAAACUUUCUGGUCUUAUUGCAUGGGUUUUGGGGAUUUAUAGCUUGUUAGGCCACAAAGAGUUCAGGUUUGUCCUCCCCAUACUUCCUAUAGCUUUAAAGUUCUCCGGGUACUCACUAGCAAGAAUAGGAGUGGCCAGUAAAUCAAAUGACCAUGAUCAAAGAUUUUCAAGGACUAGUUACUCGUGCUUAUCUCGAAAGCAUCUUGCCAUAGUCUUCCUACUCAUCACAAAUCUUCCAAUGGCUUUGUAUAUGAGUAUGGUCCAUCAGAGAGGAACCGAGGAUGUGAUGAACUAUCUUUCCGUGGAAGCAGUUGAUGGAAAUGUAAGAAAUAUCCUUUUCUUGACACCCUGCCAUGCCACACCUUACUACUCCACUCUUCACCGUAACCUUCCUAUGCGUUUCUUGGAUUGUACACCAAGUGAAGAGAAAGGAAUGCUAGACGAGUCUGACCGGUUCAUGUUGGACCCAGUUGGUUUUGCGACUGAAUUUGCAAAAAAUUGGUCUUUACCUAGCCACAUUGUGAUGUUCGACGCACAGGAAAAACUAUUGAAAGACUUUCUGGUUUCGCACAAUUUCAUGGAGGUAAAAAGGUUCUUUCAUGCUCACUUCAAGGUGGAUCGAGAGCUUCAGUCAUCUGUUGCUGUAUAUGCAUCCAAAGGCCACUGAGAAUCUUGUCUUUCACAUCCUAAACAUCUGCUUCAAGUUAGGCAUUUCAAUAUCCAUCCUUAUUCUCUAUGUUCUCAACUAUAUUUUUCUCAAUCUUAACAUACCUUAGGGUGUCUCUUUAACUUCAUAGUUAGAAAGUUUUAUUGCGAUUUUGUAGGAAAAUUCUGCAUUUAAGUAAAAUGUGUUUUGGUUUCCUCUA
Messenger RNA from Ipomoea nil (Japanese morning glory), 2427 nucleotides. RefSeq names its product GPI mannosyltransferase 3. Lineage: Eukaryota; Viridiplantae; Streptophyta; Magnoliopsida; Solanales; Convolvulaceae. The transcript has 10 exons. Bases 612 to 2228 code for a protein of 538 amino acids. Gene Ontology annotation, molecular function: alpha-1,2-mannosyltransferase activity. The record is from RefSeq and is a predicted model, not a curated record. Gene Ontology annotation, cellular component: endoplasmic reticulum membrane. Gene Ontology annotation, biological process: GPI anchor biosynthetic process.